Schistocerca nitens (vagrant locust) is the source of this 6958-nucleotide messenger RNA. RefSeq names its product centrosome-associated protein CEP250-like. Gene Ontology annotation, biological process: maintenance of presynaptic active zone structure; neuromuscular synaptic transmission; regulation of synaptic plasticity. Bases 202 to 6024 code for a protein of 1940 amino acids. Gene Ontology annotation, molecular function: structural constituent of presynaptic active zone. Lineage: Eukaryota; Metazoa; Arthropoda; Insecta; Orthoptera; Acrididae. Gene Ontology annotation, cellular component: cytoskeleton of presynaptic active zone. The transcript is spliced from 19 exons. The record is from RefSeq and is a predicted model, not a curated record.
GCGGUGCGCGGCGACACAGCUUUCUUAAGUGUGAUUGCGGGAGCACGGCCGCCUUCUCUUCGGAGCGGCGCCUCCGAGUUACGAGAAGAAGUACCCGCGUUCUCGCUGCUUCGCUCCUCCUGCACCCUGCAAGGCACCCCUCAUGAAACACUGUGUUGGCAGGUCGAGGAGCGGCGUUACGCAGAUGUAAAGAAACAAGCGAUGCUGGUUCGCCAACUGGAGGAGGAGCUACGGAUGCGAAUGCGCAACCCGAGCAUCGAGAUGCAGCAGCAGAUGGAGGUGCUGUACGCCGAGAACGAACACCUGACCCGCGAGAUCGCCAUCCUCAGGGAGACCAUCAAGGAGCUGGAGCUGCGGAUAGAGACGCAGAAGCAGACGCUGCAGGCCCGCGACGAGAGCAUCAAGAAGCUGCUGGAGAUGCUGCAGAACAAGGGCGUCGGUGGUAAAAUGCUAGAUGGAGACAGGGAGUCAUUUGAAUCCCUCCAGGCCAGGCUGAUAGAGAGUGAGGAUAAAAUUCGGCACUAUGAGAAUCUUGUGAGGAAUCGAGACCAGGAACUCAGUAAGACUAAGAGACUGGACGAGUUCCGCGCGGAGAUCCAGCGGCGCGACCAGGAGAUCCUGGCCAUGAGCGCCAAGAUGAAGACGCUCGAGGAGCAGCACCAGGACUACCAGAGGCACAUAGCCGUCCUCAAGGAGUCGCUCUGCGCCAAGGAGGAGCACUACAACAUGCUGCAGGCGGAUGUUGAAGAACUUCGACAACGGUUAGAGGAGAAGAACCGGCAUAUAGAGAAGAAAACACAACAGGCGCAGCAGGCGAUACAAGAAAGAAACCGUCUGAACAAUGAACUCAGCGAGUUGAGGGACCACAUGGACAUCAAGGAUCGCAAGAUCAACGUCCUGCAAAGAAAGAUCGAGAACCUGGAGGACCUGCUGAAGGAGAAGGACAACCAGGUGGACAUGGCGCGCGCGCGCCUCACGGCGAUGCAGGCGCACCACUGCUCUUCCGAGGGCGCGCUGUCCAGCCUGGAGGAGGCCAUCGGCGACAAGGAGAAGCAGAUGCAGCAGCUGCGCGAGCAGCGGGACCGGGCCGAGCAGGAGAAGGCGGAGGAGCGCGAGCUGCACGAGCGCGAGCUGGCCGAGUACAAGAUGAAGCUGCACGCGCUCGAGAGCGAGGUCGAGAAGCUGGGCGCGCGGCUGGAGCGCGCGCAGGCUGAGAAGGACCGGCUGGAGGCCAAGCUGGAGAGCUCGCAGUCCGAGCUGGGCAAGUCGAAGGCGGAGCUGGACAAGGCGGCGAGCGAGGCGGGCCGCAGCGGCGCCGACUGGGAGGCGGCCAAGCAGCGGCUGGCGCGCCUCGAGCUGGAGAACGAGCGCCUGCGCCACGACCUGGAGCGCUCGCAGGCCACGUUCGGCCGCAGCACGCUCACCACCUCGCAGGAGCUGGACCGCGUGCAAGAGAAGGCGGAGAAGGCGGCGGCGGAGCUGCGGCGCGCGCAGGCCGAGCUGCGCGUCACGCAGGCCGACAACGAGCGCGCGCGCGCCGAGGCGGCCGCGCUACAGGAGAAGGUGGAGAAGUCGCAGGGCGAGGUGUACCGGCUCAAGGCGCGCCUCGAGAACGCGCAGGCCGAGCGCGAGAGCCUGCGCGACGAGUACGAGCGCGCGCAGCAGGCGGCCGCGCGCCUGCACGCCGAGCGCGACAAGUCGUCCGCCGAGCUGGAGAAGGCGCGCGAGGAGCUGGAGCGCUCGCAGGCCACGCUGGGCAAGGCGCAGCUGCAGCAGGACAAGCUGCAGAACGCGCUCGACAAGGUGCAGACCGACCUGGACAAGCUGCAGGAGCGCUUCGACAAGUCCCAGGCCGAGGUGCGCCGGCUCCAGAUGGAAAAGGAAAAGCAGAACUACGAUUUUGAAAACGUACAGUCGCAGCUCGAUAAGGCACUAGGCCAAGCGACAAGACUGCAGAAGGAGCGAGAGGCGGUCCAGCUGGAGGUCGAUCGGUUAAGGGACAAGUAUGAGAAAGCUCAGAUGUUGAUGGCAAGACUCCAGAAGGAGAAAGACGGGGCCAUUGAAGAAUGUGAAAAGCUCCAAGAAAGGGUUGAGAUCCAACAGGGCCAAAUAUCCAAGGCGCAAAGGGAACGUGAAAACAUGCAGACGGAGCUGGAUAUGAUCAAGGAAAGAUGGGACAAAGCGCAACAGUUGCAUCAGAAAAUUCAGAUGGAACGAGACGACGCGUUAACUGAAAUCGAAAUAUUGAAAGAUAAGUUGGACAAGUCACAGACAGUGUCACAGAAAGCGAUGGAGGAAAGAGACAACGCAAACAAAGAGUUUGAACGUAUGCUCGAAAAAUACGAUAGGUCGCAGGGCGAAGUGUACCGAAUGCAGAACAAACUGGAGGCAGCAGAGGCGGAGAAGGACCGACUCGAGAUGGAGGUGGAGAAGGCUCAGCUGUUGGCUACCAAGUCGCGCGAAGAUCAGCGCAAAACACAAGACGAGCUGCAGCGGGUCCAAGAGAUGUACGACCGAGCUGCGCUCCAGCUGGGCCGCACUAAGGAGAAUGAGGAGAAAUUCAAAGAAGAGAUAGACCGCAUGGCUGUCGACCUCGACAUGGUGCGCGAGCGAUACGAAAAGACGCAGAUCGAGAUGCGGCGUCUGCAGAGUGAUCGCGAGAAGUACCAGGGGGACAGUGAGCGCCUCAGUUUCGAACUGGAGCGCGCGCACACGCAGUGCGCAAAGGCACAGGCUGCAAAUGAAAAGAGCCAGGAGGAAAUGGCCCGCCUGCAGGUGGAGCUAGAGAAGAUGUACGACAAGCACGACAAGGCCCAGGCCGAGCUGCGAAAGUCUCAGUCGGAGCUGGAGCGCUACCGUACCGAGGCAGAGCAGCUGCGCGAGGAAGCGGAGCGGUACGCUGCCAGGAUGGGCAAGUACCAGGACACGCAGGAGAGGACCAAGGAGGAGCAGGAUCGCCUCAAGGCCGAAGUAGAGCGGCUGCGGGAUAGGCUCGAGAAGACGAACAGUGAGUUGGAGCGAGCGCGAAAGGCAGAGCAGGAGGCAGUCCGUCUGCGAAUGGAGCUGGAGCGUGCGGAAGGUGUAAGAGGUAAAUACCAAUUCGAACAGGAGAAGUGGGCUGCAGAAACUGGUAGGCUGCAGGCAGAGUGCGAGAAAUUGCGCGAGCGGCUGGACACGAGCCAACUGGAGAUGCAGAGGGCGCUGGUGGCCAACGAGAAGCAGGAGGAGCGCCUGCACGAGCUCCAACUCGAGCUGGAGCUCGGCAAGGCCGAGUCGAUGAAAAUGACGGCGACCCAGGAAAAACAGCAGGGCGAGAUAGAGCGGUUGCACAUCGAGUGCGAAAAAGUGCGCGAUCGACACGAGACCCUCCAGAUGCGCUCCGAAGCACUGGAGAAGGAGAACGAGCGGCUGCGCUCCGAAUUGGCGCAGAAGGAGCGCCAGUUGGCGGUGGGCGACAAGAGCCGCACCGAGGUGGAGAGGGCGGGCGCCGCCGAGGUGGACAAGCUCCGCGAGCGGCUGGAGCAGGCGCAGGCAGACCUGUCCAGGGCGCAGCAGCUGCGCGAACACUCCGACGCCGAGGCGCAGCGCCUGGCGCGGGAGCUCGAGAAGUCGCAGCUGCACCUCGGCAAGUACCAGGAGAACAACGAGGCUGCGCGGAUAGAGUUUGAGCGAAUGGCGACGGAGCUCAGUCGUCUGCACGAAAAGCUCGAGAGGGCGCAGGCGGACGCGCAGCGGGCGUCGGACGAGCGUGCUCAGCUGCAGGCGGAGAGGGACGCACUGCAGGCGGACCUGCUCCGCGCGAGAAAGGCCGCCGAUCAGAUGCAGGAAGUGCAGCAGCGCACUCGGCAGGAUGCCGACAGACGUUUGCAGGAGGAUGCCUCCAAGAUGCAGCAGGAGCUCGCACAAGCUGCGAGGGAGAAGGAGAGGUUGAACUCCGCACUGGAGAAGCGCGAGAAGCAGGCGGAAAGGUUAGAGAAACAGAUGGCGAAAAUGGAGUCCGAGGUGAAACAGCUCACGCUCGAGAGAGACCAGUUAGUGGUGCAACUGGAGAAGUCACAGGACAUGCUGAUGAACUUCCAGCAGGAGCUGCAACAGUCAGAGUCGGAGCUCAGUCGACUGAAGACCGAGCACCGCAAGGUGGCGCAAGAUGCCGAAUCGCUGGAAGGGAGAGACCGGCAGGUCCAGGAGCUUCAGCAACAACUGCAGAACUUGCAGAGGGAAAGGGACCGAGAACGGCAGAGGGCGGAGCGGGCGGACCGCCGCCUGCAGGAGCUGGGCUCGCAGGCAGAGGCAGACACCGGUCAGUGGCGCCGUGCCGUGGAGGCGGAACGGGACAGGGCCGACAGGGCGGAGAGGACUGUGGCCGAACUGCAGAAAAGGGUGCAGGCUGUAGAGAGGCAGAUGAAUGCCCAACAGCAACAGAUGGCUCAAAUGCAACAACAGCAGCAACAACAGGUGCCACCGGCUGCUGCCGAGGAACUGAACAGACUGCGUAAAGAGCUCGAAAAAUCGCAGGCGGAACUCAAGAACGCGUCUGUUGAGCGAGAACGAUUCCAGGCACAGUUGGAGAUGCUAGUUCAGGAGCUGGAGAAGAACCAGCUGGAUCUUCAAGAAGCGAACAAGAAACUAGCGAAUGGCGCAGCGAGAGCUGGAGAAGAAGCUACCGCCCUUAGAAUGCAAUUAGAAGAGCAGAAGAAACAACUAGAAGAGCAGAGGAGACAAUUAGAGGAGCACAAGAGAGGCUUAGAUAGUAAAAGUAGGCAAUUAGAAGAAAAAGAAAAAUCUAUAGCAGAUGCAGAUCAGAAACUGAAGAAAAGGAAAGAAAAACUUGAUCAGCUGGAGGCACAACUUCAGAAGGGUGCAGGAGCAAGGGGUGGAAAUGCAGAAAUACAGAAAAGAAUGCUAGAACUAGAACAACAGGUUGAAACUCAUCAAAAGGAGCUGGAGAAAUCCAAAGAAGAUGCACAGCGUUCGCAAGUAGAAAUGGAAAGACUUCUACAGCUUGUCCAAAUGAGUCAAGAAGAACAAAAUGCCAAAGAAAAGACAAUUCGUGAUCUUCAAGAGGCACUGAAGAAUGCCCAAGCAAAACUGAGAAGCCAACAAGCCAGUGCACAAAUGGAAAGGAGAGAAGAGGUGGAAAUGCAGGACAAGGCUGUGGAAACCAUUCUGAACAUCAGCAGCAAAAAUGCUUCGGAAGUUAUGGAAGAUGCUAAAGAAGAAAAGAGUGAUGGUUUCGAUGAUCGAGUGAGUGAAAUUCAAGAACUUAAGGAAGAACUCAAGAAACGUGGGCAAAAGGUGUCUGAACUGGAGAAAGAAAUUGGUACCCUGGAAACUGCUCUUCAGGAGAAUGCAAACAUAGCUGAGCUUGAGGAACUGGUUGUGGUGGUUCGACAGAAAGAUGACAGAAUUGAGGAGCUGGAGGAGGCACUUCGUGAAAGUGUUAGAAUAACUGCAGAAAGGGAGAAGGUGUUACAUCAGGAAUCAACACGUCGGAAACAGAUUAUGGAAAAGGUGGGUAAAUUGGAGCAGCGAUUACUGUCUCUUCAGACAGCACAUGCAUUACGCUGCAGCUCUUGCCGUCCAUUAGUUGGUCGCUUGCAGGAAUUGGAGCAACGACUAGGGUCACUUACAGCUGAAAGGCGGCAGCAUCUGCAGGAUUUGUCACGCAUGAAGCAAGAAGCUCUUGAAGCAGCACUCAGUGAAAAGGAUGCACAUUUAGCCUUACUGGAAGUGUCAGGCAUCAGAACAGCAAGACAAGCAGAAGAGGCAGAGCAAUUACGUGCUGAUCGAAAAAGGCUUAUGGAAAAACUCCGAGAAGAGAAUGAACAGAGUGUUCGGCUGCUGCAAGAGUAUUCCCUGCCAGAUGUAGAGCAGUUCACAUCAUCUGUAACAAAUCUCAUUGAAGCAGAAGAUAAAGAGAAAGAAACCACCUCCAGUAAUCAAAAUGGUCAUUCACAUCACGAGGAAGAGAUUGAUCAAGACAGUUUGGAACCCUUGAGCCCAGAUUCUACCUUAGGUAUGUGAAAUGUUUUUGGUUAUCAUCGUUCUUCACAAGUAAAGAAGAAGUAGUUUCAAAAAGGUGCUGUGCGUCCCUUAUACCUGAACAUUUCCAUAUGCAGGAUGUCUGUGCAUAUCUUCUGAAACAAUUUUGUGUCCAAAUCAAGAUAUGAACAUGAAGAUUUCAUAAUAAAAUGUGCUGCACUUAUUUUGCACAAUAAGUUCCUCCCUGUCUAUAAAUGCACUGCCAUUAAUGGCCCACAAACUAUGGGAGUCUGGCCUUCAGCUGACAGGUUGAUUUAAGUGCAUCACAGUUUUUGAAAUGGUGAUAUUCACUCUAAAGACAUUGCUAGCACACGGUAUGUGUGUAUUUUACAACCGCAUAUUUAGUUAAUUGGUGCCGUAACAUUUUGAUACAAACAUGUGAGUGAAGUGUGUGUGAAAUGACAACUUACUACUUUGCAAAAUGACUAUUUGUGCUGUGAGUGAGAAAAUGACGUGUGAAGAAAAAAUGAGUUUCUGACAUCUCCUGCUUAUUAUAGCAAUAAUACACGCAUGCCACUUAAAUGCAGAAAGCAGUGUCUACAAUAUUUUUUAGCCUUGUUACUGUACUGUGAAAAAGGAAAGGAAAUGUGAAAUGUGGGGAGGUGUUGACAAUAAAUAAAGCAACUCACUGAACCAUGUCUUCCUAUGGUGGAGAGUGCUUUAAGAAAGCACAAGCUGGGUAGUGAUUUGGAAGAAUAAAAACACAAGAGAAAGUCAUAUUAAUGUGUUUUUUUAAAUGACUUUCACUUCAAAAUGCCUUCUUUGCUCGGGUAGACUAUUUUCAUUUCUUUUUCAAAAUAACAAUGUGUGUGAUCUGUUUUGAUUUUCAACAUUUAUGUAGAUUUCAUAGUAGUUCUGUAUUUCAGUAGAACUGUUACACAAUGUUAGAUAUCAUUCAAUGAAAUAAAACAGGAAA